Messenger RNA from Cyclopterus lumpus (lumpfish), 701 nucleotides. It is a transcript of the gene nrsn1, whose product is annotated as neurensin 1. NCBI's taxonomy places the organism in Eukaryota, Metazoa, Chordata, Actinopteri, Perciformes, Cyclopteridae. The transcript has 6 exons. The record is from RefSeq and is a predicted model, not a curated record. Gene Ontology annotation, cellular component: transport vesicle; neuronal cell body; neuron projection. The coding region runs from base 99 to 701 and encodes 200 amino acids. Gene Ontology annotation, biological process: nervous system development.
AGAGAGUUGACUGUAGGGUGAUGGGACCCGGCUGAGGGAACCGCAGCGAGUGAUCACUCUCCGAGCUGUUAAUGACAGCAGGUAGGCAGAUGUGAAGGAUGACUUCUUGCUCAGAGAUGUGUGGGUCCGAGUACGGUGAACAAGCUCAAGCCAGCGGGAAUUGCCAGCAGUAUGGAGUCCGUUCUUACCUACACCAGUUUUAUGAGGAGUGCACCGCUUCUAUCUGGGAACGUGACGAAGAUUUUCAGAUUCAGAGAUCGCCUAGCAGGUGGAGCUCUUUACUCUGGAAGGUCUGUCUCGCGUUCGGAUCCCUGAUAUUGUUUGCAGGCCUCAUUGUUGUUUUGGUGGGUUAUGCCACCCCAACCAGGAUCGAAGCAUUUGGCGAAGACGAUCUCCUUUUUGUUGACAGCCACGCCGUCAGUUUCAACCGCGCAUUGGAUGUCUGCAAGCUGACCGGCGCCGUGUUGUUCUGCGUGGGAGGCACCUCCAUGGCCGUGGGUCUCCUGCUGUCGGCCUUCGCCAAGAGCUACUCCAAAGAAGAACUGUACCUGCAGCAGAAGUUCAAGGAGAGGUUGGCAGAUCUGCACGCAACAGUCGGUACCCCCGUCAUGAAAGCACCGACUCCCGGAGAGGGAAAGGUGCCAGUCACACUUUCCAAAGUCCAGAACAUACAGCCAGUGACCGCGAAGUCGGAGACCUGA